Molecule: messenger RNA, 678 nt
Organism: Paramecium sonneborni
Lineage: Eukaryota; Ciliophora; Oligohymenophorea; Peniculida; Parameciidae
Source: the annotation of a GenBank genome assembly
AUGUUGAAUAAUUUAUAAUAAUCGAAAAGAGACGAGGGGAAUGCUUUGAUUUUUGAAGAAAAAUUUUAAUUAUAUUUAGGAGAUCUAAAUGAUCCUUAAAAUAAAGUAUUUUAAAAGUCAUUAAAAUUAAGUAACAAAAAUUUGUUUGUGUUCUAACUGUUGCAAAUGGUUACUUUAUGAAUUACAAUGAUAUUACUAUAAAAUAUAGCUAUUAUUUUAUUGAUGAUGAAGCAGAUUUUAAAAUAUAAAAAUAUUUUUCAUAAGUUUUUCAUGACUUUGACAGAGUGAUUCAAACUACUAAUGUGUUAUGUAAAUUAAUCAAUUAUAUUGUAGUUCAUCAGACUGUUAGGAUUUCUAGUUCUGCUACUUUUUAAUUGCAUAUUUAAUUAUGAAUAAGAAGGGAAUGUCAUAUUAAUAAGCAUUUAAUUAUGUGAAGAUUAGAAGGCCAGUGAUAAGGCCAAAUGUAGGUUUUUAGAAUGUGUUGGAAUCUUUAGAAUAAAAAUAAUGAUUGAUUCAUUAAAUUAUACAAAGACCAUAUUCACGUUCUUUGCCAAAUUCGACAAUUUUCUCGAAUUCAUCAUUGUCUGGAAUUUCAACCAAUUUUGCAUCAACUUUGGUAGUAUAUUUGGAUUCCUUCACAAAGCUCUUGCUCUAAGUUUGGAUAGCCGUUUAAGAUGA